GGAGGAAGCCAGGUUACCUCUGUUGGACCUGCCUGCUCCCAGCAUCUCCAGCCACAAGCUGUCUCUGCCGGAAUAACUCAAGUCACCCGUACGGAAAAUCAGUUUGCUGAAAUUAUUCAAUCAACGAUUCUUGAAGUUGAAGAAAAGGAGGUUCCAGCCUUGACAGGAAGAGUGUGGCCCUUCCUGGAAUCCCUCUGGACACACCCUCCUAGCUUCCUCUAGGAAAGAUGCGGCAGCUCAAAGGGAAGCCCAAGAAGGAGACCUCCAAGGACAAGAAGGAGCGGAAGCAAGCCAUGCAGGAGGCCCGGCAGCAGAUCACCACAGUGGUGCUGCCCACGCUGGCCGUGGUCGUGCUCUUGAUCGUGGUGUUUGUGUACGUGGCCACGCGCCCCACCAUCACCGAGUGAGCCCCGCAGCCAGCCGCGGACCCCAUCGGCAGGGAGAGGAGGCGCGGGAGGGGGACGCAAACAAAAAAUGGCUUUCAUAUUCAGAGAUGUUCAUGUUGCUGAGCUGUAAGCUGGAGCACCCUGUCUUCUCUGGUCUUUGACUUGAUUAAAGUAUCUCCGCUUUUCUUGGGAGGGAAUAGGGGAUGUUUUAUCAGUGAAUGUGCCAUACACCUUAUGGUCCACUUCAUGUGCCUUUCAGACUUCAAAGCGCGCGCGCGCGCGUGUGUGU
Molecule: messenger RNA, 675 nt
Organism: Macaca mulatta (Rhesus monkey)
Lineage: Eukaryota; Metazoa; Chordata; Mammalia; Primates; Cercopithecidae
Gene: SMCO4
Product: single-pass membrane protein with coiled-coil domains 4
Source: RefSeq, marked provisional